This is a messenger RNA of Rotaria socialis, 1737 nucleotides long. The record is from the annotation of a GenBank genome assembly. NCBI's taxonomy places the organism in Eukaryota, Metazoa, Rotifera, Eurotatoria, Philodinida, Philodinidae.
AUGUCAUGCCUAUUGACGCAUAGUACUGCUGCUGGAGAAGAUCAAUAUGAAUGGACCGAUGAGUUUCGAAAGAAAUUUCCAUUGACAACUUACGAAGACUAUCGCGCCUAUAUGGAUCGAAUGGUUAACGAAGGAGAAAAAAAUCUGCUCUCGGGUGAAAAUGUUGUUUAUUUUUCUUUAAGUUCUGGAACUACAGAUAAAAUGAAAACAUUUCCACUGACUUCAACAACUAUGAGAAAAGUUAGCGAGUCAAUGCAAUUAGGUCAUCAUAUUGUUCGGAGAUCAUUUCCGCCUACAUCAUUUUCACCUCCUAAACAACGAUCAUUCGUCUUGCUAAGUAGUAAGAAAUCUGAUUCAUUUGAAAGAUCGAAGCAUGGCAUACCAAUCGGUCCCAUCAGUCAAUUUAUGUCGGCUGUUCCUUCUUUUUCUCAAAACUAUCCAUUGGUACCUACGGAUAAUACUCUUGGAUUGGAUACUAUUGAAGAAAUUACUGAUUUUGAGACAAGUGUAUUCAUUCAACUUGUUUUCGCUCUGGCAAAUCGCAAUACUUACUCAUAUUCUGUUACUUUUGCUUCAGGAUUCAUUCACACUGUUAAACUUAUUGAAAAUUACUAUGAAGAAAUCAGUGAUUGUAUUGCAACUAACAGUUUUGAACAUAGUUCAUUCGUUCAAAAGAAUGUUUCUGAUUUGAACCUCGUAUUGAUCUUGAAUAAAAAGUUGAAUGAAGUAAUUGUCGAGCAUGGCGACGAAACAUAUCGAAAGGAGCGAGCUGCACAUAUUCGAAAUGAAUGUUCGAAAAAGAAUGAUCCAGGUAUUCUACAUCGUCUUUGGCCAACUAUGGUGUAUGCUUGUACGGCAGUAGGAAGUACAUUUGCUAUUUACAAAGAUAAGGUCCAAUUUUAUUGUGGAGAGCGAGUGCGUCUUAUGAAUCUAAUAAUGUAUGGUGCAAGCGAAGGAUAUUUUGGUUCUCUCGCAAGUGUUCACACUGACGAGUAUUUCUUAUUGCCAACACAUGCGUUCUUCGAAUUUAUCAAAGAAGAAGAUAUUGAACAAGAUCAGCCCAAAACUCUUCUAGUCUCAGAAAUCGAACCAGGAAAUCAAUAUGAAUUAGUUUGUACAACCGACGCUGGGUUAGUUCGAUACAGAAUGGGAGACGUGGCCAACUGUACGAGAUUACUUUGUCGUGCCGAUAAUUUGGUUCCAUUACCAAAAGAGCCCGUUGAGAUUCCACGAAUUCCUCUCGUUUCACACGCAUAUCGUUCUGGAACAUUUUUGUCGAUAUAUGGUGAACGAACAAAUGAACAACAUGUGAUGAAUGCUCUUCAGCUGACUAUUCAUCAAUGGAGAGAACAAGGAAUACCAGUCAAAUUUUAUGAUUUUACAUCACAUCCAAAUUUAAAUGUAUCUCCUGUUAAAUACGUUAUCUUUCUGGAAUUGAUUACGGAUCAAGAAUGCAUCAUUGAUUCAGAGCAAAUUCAACUUAAGAAUACUGCCAAUGAAAAAGUCGAGCAACAACUUUGCAAAGCAAACCAAAACUAUCUAGAUAGUCGUCGUAAAGCAAUGCUUGGUCCGCUUGAUUGUAUUCUUGUUCGAAUUGGAACAUUCACGAGAUUUUUGGACGAAUUCUUGCGGAUGGAUCGCGUGAGUCCUUUACAAGUCAAACCUCAUCGAAUGUUAAAAACUGAAGGUCACCUUCAAUUCUUUUGUGACAAUAGAAUUGAAAAGUCACUCUUAUAA